AUGUCUUUUGAUGAUGAAGAGCCCAUAAGCCUCUCGAGUCACGCCUUGGCCGCGUUAGCCGAGUUCCACGCCGAAAAGGAUGCCCAUGAAAAGAACUUCGAGAAGUUGAGGACCGGCGCUGCCCCAAGAACCGGAGCCGGACUUGGGGUGGUCGAGCCGGAGGACGAGGACCCUAUCACGGAGGAUGUGGACAAUGAGCCGUUGAGCAUGGCGGCCUUCACGGAAGACUGGAACGAAUCGCAGUUUUGGUUGCAUUUCACCUUUGGCUACGGCGGUGGAGAUAGCUUCUCGGUCGGCUUUUGGGAACCUGCCUGGGCCCGUGUUAUGAGCUGGGGUAUUUAUUACUUCUUAGAUGAAACUGCCCUGGCUUUGGCCGAUCAGCUUCUCGACGGUGCAUCGUCAAGCUCGACUAUUGGUGUCGUGUCGACGCCGAGUGUAUUCAUCGCGCUGAAGAAUCGCCUUAGACUCUGGCCUAUUGAAGAUCGACCCAAGUUGGUCUUGCUCGAGCAUGAUCAUCGUUUCAGCGUCUUCCCCGAGUUUGUCUUUUAUGACUUCCAGCGACCUCUUCAGCUUCCAGGUAAUCUGAAAGGCAGUUUAGACAGUGUUAUCAUUGACCCUCCCUUUUUCAGCAGUGACUGCCAAACAAAGUGUAAGAUUAUUUAUUACCUUCCUGUUGCUACGUUCCACACUGUCCAGAUUUUGGGCCAUGGUACAAUUGCUACUCGGCAGUUGUCUGAUACUAACAUGGCAUCUUCGCUAGUUGCCCUCACUGGUCGCUGGCUUGUCAAGCCAAAGUCACCUCGUGUCAUUGUUUGCACUGGCGAACGAAUGGCUCCUAUAAUUGACAAGCUCUAUCGCUCUCUUGGAGUGUAUGCCACAACAUUUGAGCCUGCACAUGCGGGUCUAAGUAAUCACUACUACUGUUACGCCAACUUUGAGAGUUCCACCUGGGACUGGCGAUCCGAUGAAUCUGACUAG
Messenger RNA from Fusarium sp. VM40, 978 nucleotides. The record is from the annotation of a GenBank genome assembly. NCBI's taxonomy places the organism in Eukaryota, Fungi, Ascomycota, Sordariomycetes, Hypocreales, Nectriaceae.